Molecule: messenger RNA, 2713 nt
Organism: Varanus komodoensis (Komodo dragon)
Lineage: Eukaryota; Metazoa; Chordata; Lepidosauria; Squamata; Varanidae
Gene: FAM234A
Product: family with sequence similarity 234 member A
Exons: 12
Coding region: 195-1865 (556 amino acids)
Source: RefSeq, a predicted model, not a curated record
CUGGGCAUGGCCAGAGUCCGCCCGGUCGGGCUGCCUGCCCGCCUGCCGGGGUGGUUCCGAGUGACCUUUGCCUUCGCGGGCGACCCAGGAAGACCCGAGGUCGGGCUCGGGAAGCAUCCUCUUGCGGCGUGCGCCUCCUGGGGGGAGCCCCGUGGCCUCCACAGGGCCUGCUCCCAGGAUUCAGAUAAGCCAGAAUGGAGAACAAGGACUUGGAGGCAGAGAUCCACCCGCUCAAGAAUGAAGAGUGCAAAGCCAUCGAGGGCCCAGCCAAGUGUGCUGAGAAGGAAGGAGGAGCCUCAAGAAAGUCUGGCCGGCUCUCACGAUGGCGCACAGCAGCCUUUUUCCUCUCUCUCUUCCUCUGCCUGCUGGUGGUGUUUGCCUUCUCUUUCAUCAUCCCAUGUCCUGUAAGGCCCAUUUCCCAGAGGACAUGGCACAGAACUUACGACAACGCAGCCACGUACACAUUCCUGGCAGUGGCAGAUGUGGACAAGGACAGAGUGCAGGAUGUCCUCUUUGCCUUCAAAGCGGCUGCUGCGGGCGAGCUCAACAGCAGCAGUGGUGUGAACAGCUCUUGCUCAGAUGCAGGCUUUGCCACCCCAUGUGCCUUUGUGGCUGCUCACUCAGGAACAAAUGGGAGCACCCUCUGGCAGAGGCCCGUGGCCAAAGACCUCCUCUGGAUGGACUGCUCAGCCGAACAAGAGGACAGCCCAGCUUGCCUUCUUAUAGGAAAGCCAGAUUUUCUAGCUGCCCUCGACUUAGAGACAGGCCAGACCCUGUGGCAGAGGGCAGCCAACUUUGGAGCGAAUUCUACAGUGCUAAGUCCCUUGUUGAAGGUCCCGGAUGUCAGUGGGGACGGUGUGCCCGACCUCUUGGUCUUCGCAGCGGUGGGAGAGGAGAUCAAAAGCUGCUUCCACUCGGGGAAGGAUGGCACCCAGAUUGGCUUCAGCGGCAGCUUCCGUGUGCCGGGCAGGACUGGCCACCUCCUGCAGGUCACCCCGGCUGGCGCCCACUACGUUCUCUUCCGCACAGCGAAGGCCCUCUAUGGCUACUCCCUGGAUGAGAUUUACCAGGCGGCACUCAAUUCAUCGGCGCGUGGCCAGCCCGGCCUGAAGAGGGAUCCGCGCUGGGAGCUGGCUGUUGACAGAGCUACCCACCAAGUCUCCUUGCCCAGCUCCGGAGAUAUCCACUACUUGACAAAAAUGCCUGCGAAACUGGGGACCAACCUGUUGGUUGCGAGGUCGUCUGUGCUGGAGCUGGUGGAUGGACAGCACCUGGGUUCCGUGUGGGUUGCUGACAUACCGCACAUCAUGAGCGAGCCAGUACUCGGGGCAUACAGUGCCGAUGCGGUUGAUGUUAUCACUGAAAGCAGAGUCUCGGCCAGCAAGAAGAAGGUCAUGAUUGUGGAGAGCAGAUCAGGAGACAUCAAGUGGCAGGUGGAGCUGUCCCAAGGAGCGUGGACUCCCAGGCCUGCCAGCUUGGCCACAACGGAUCACAGAUCUGCCUUCCUCUUCUGGGGCACGUAUGAGGGGGACACAAAUGGAACUGCAUCCGAGGAGGGGGCUCUGCAGCCGCACCUGUACCUGUUCCACCCCUCCCUCCCCAACGUGCUCCUGGACAUGAGCAGCAGCACGGAGCCCAUCGCGGCCUUUGAAGGGGUGCUGUUCGAGCGGAGCCGCCACGCCUGCUACGUGCUGCUGACCGGGCCCCGUGUGGGCAGUGCGCCCGGCAGCAUCGUGCUGUCCAAGCGGAAGCUGAAGGAGGACGUGGUCGGCAGCCGCGUCAUCUGGCUCAGCUCCUUGGCCCCGGACACAGAGCAGCACGUGCGGGAGCGCUUCCUCCGGAUGAGGUACCGCAGCCUCCGGUGAGCGGGGUGGCACGGCAGAGAUGGACCAGCUGGCCCAGCAGCCCCGGGGGGGCCAAGUCCUGUGCCCUGGUGGAGGCGGAGCCUGCUGCCGUCCCAGCGCCCCAGCCCAAGAAGACUGCCUGGAUGGAGCGGGGAGCCUGGCGCGGGGACGGGGACGGGGUGCCCCCAGCGCUCUCUUGCCCCCAUCCUGGAGGCAGUGCUGUGGUGGGUGGCGCCGGGCUGGACUGAGGGGACAUGCUGGUGGCUCCUGCUUCCCAGGCCUGCGUUCCCUGCCUCUGGGCGGCUCUGAAGCAACUCUCCGCAGGCGCCUUCCUUCUCAGGGCAAGAGCACCGAGCCUGUGACCAGGGCGCCGGGCAGUCCCUUGCCUAGCGUUUCGCCCGUGGACAGCUGUGGCUGCGGCCACUGCCACUGUCACCGCUGCUGCUGUGGAUGGGUUUCCUGCUCCAGCUGCAGGCCCACCAGAGCACGUCCCUGGGGGGGGGGCCUUCCGCAACCUGCUGCUGGGAGAGGCCCCCAGCCUCCCUCUGCCACUGGCCUUUGCCUGGGGGGCUUCUGAAGCUGGCAAGGGAGGGACCCCUUUUGAAGGUGCUGCGUGGGCAGCCCUCACCUCUGCUUGGCAGGAGCAAGGCUGCCUCCCAGCCCUUCAUACCAGCUGCCUUCUCUGCCGUGAUCAGCUUCAGCUGUGGCCUCUCUGUUCGGCCUUGAUUCAGUUGUCCGUGGUGGCGGUGGCGGCUUCAGGCAGGCGGCUGUGAGCUCCCGUGUCCUACACUUGCAGUGCCCUGGAAGGUAGACCAGCUGCCUGCCUCCAUCGUGGCUUCAAUAAAGCCUCUGUUUUGUCCACUCUGAAA